GCCCAGCCAUCUUGGCACUGGUGGAUCGGUCAUCGUGGCGUCCGGCGGUUGCAGCCGAUCAACUCAGUGUGAGACAGGGAUGACUAAUGGGAAACUGACUCGGAAUGAGAAGCAGUAUGCAUAAGCAGUAUCCCUCCCUCCGAUUCCUGCGAGCUUAGAAGAAGAGAUUUUAAAGUGUUAUCUGCGGGGCUUAACUACGGGGAAAGCUCAGACGGAUCGAUCAUGUCGAUGGGGGGCGACCGAAAAGCCCCCAUCCAACAGCGAUGAUGUGAUAUGUAUGACACAUCAAUCGGUUGCGCCAGGCGCCCGCGGAAACUCAGCAAUAUGUCACUCAAAACAAAAAUGGCCCACCUCACUCAGUAAAAUAAAGUAAAACGGGUCAAAAUGUACCAAGGUAUCUCAGAAUCUAGCGUAAAACUGCACCCAGUUGAGCGGUUCCGGGAUGGAUGGGGUGGAGAA
Molecule: messenger RNA, 459 nt
Organism: Mycena citricolor
Lineage: Eukaryota; Fungi; Basidiomycota; Agaricomycetes; Agaricales; Mycenaceae
Source: the annotation of a GenBank genome assembly